Molecule: messenger RNA, 4138 nt
Organism: Diabrotica virgifera virgifera (western corn rootworm)
Lineage: Eukaryota; Metazoa; Arthropoda; Insecta; Coleoptera; Chrysomelidae
Exons: 2
Coding region: 2282-3694 (470 amino acids)
Molecular function (GO): zinc ion binding; nucleic acid binding
Source: RefSeq, a predicted model, not a curated record
GAUGAGUGCCAUCGUUACGAUAUUAUUAUAUUUAUUCCUAUAAGCCACCUAAUAAGUAUGCAACCAGUUAUGCGUUCGUGCUUAGAACGGGUUACCUAGAUUUGUGACCAAAUAUAAUAGAAGGUUGGUACUACGCUUGGGGAAUUCUGGUCUUAGCUUGUGGCUGUACGGCUUCCGACGGAGGGGCAUGUCAUAUCGCCCAUCGGAGAGGAUUGUCACUUCAAUUUUCAAUCUGGUUGGAUGAACAAGUAAAUUUUUCCGUGGUCACUGUUUAAAGAAUACAAUAUUUAGUUAAAAUAUUCAUUUAUUAUAAGAUUGGUUUAUUUUGGAAGGAGCUAUUUUUGUUUUGGGAUUUGUGCGGUGAGAGGAAGAGUUUUAUUUCCAAGUUUCCUUUUGGAAAACAGUGGCCACGGAAGAAAAUAAGAAGAUGGAAAAUUAAGUCAAUCAUACUUUAAUUUGUUUUUUUGGAAUACAUAAUCAUUUUGGGGAUAUUUUGGAUGGAAUGUGGAUGUUUUGUUUGGUUUUUGUGGAAUAAAAGUUGAGUUUUCCGAUACUGGGCAGCUACCUGCUUGCCGUACCUUCCUGUUGGUGUGGAGUACCUCCCUAGGGUUGGGAACCAGAGGAUACCUUAUUUGGCUCUCCCCUCAUCAUCUUCACCGAAGGUUGGAAGAAGCAAUCCGCCUACUUUUUGUAGGGACAGGUUUUUAUAUAACUAAAUUUGCAUGUCAAUUUGUUUUAAUAAUAACUUCCAAUUUUACUAUUUUUUUCUCUUCGUAUCAAUAACUUUCAAAUCACUCUAAUAAUAAUAUACCCUCAUUGUUUUUUCUUAACCAUAAUUAACAUAAUAUUCAAUAUUUUUCAACAAUUUUUAUUAUAUUUCACCCUUAUUUAAUUUAUUUAAAAUAGCCUGGGAUUUAUAAACCAUAUGUAAGAUAAUGUGCACAGUAUCUAGGUCAUAUCCUAUUUAAUAAUAUUUAUUCCAGUUGUCGGAUGUUGUCACCUCCGAUUAGAUACGGUAUUGUCAACCAAUAUUGUAACCCUCAUUAAUAAUAAGUUGUUAAGGUAAAUACCUAUUCAUACUAAAUUCAUUACAUUUUUUUUUUCUACUGUAAAACCUGCAUUAUCGACAGCAGUGUACUAGCCUAGUACGUCGGAUAAUUAGCUAGUGUAAAAAUUGUAUAUAGGGUAUAUAGGUUUUUUUUAUUAAAUGUGGUUGUACAUACUUAUAUGUUUUAUUAUCCUACCAUUUUAAUAGUACCAUUUUAAUAGUAUCAGUUAGGUACAGCAAUAUAGGUCACGUGGAGAAGAAUUUAUAAAAUUCUUCCCUGGCGCUCAACACUACUUCUGAAUAUCUUCUUGGUCAGUAAUUCCCUUUCUUUUCAUUACUCCUUAUAUUCAUUUAUUUUCUUUAUCAUUCCAGUAUUUCAUUAGGUACCGUCUUACUAGGGCGUGCAAAUACGGCCUGAUCCUUCCCUGAGCCCUACUGUUUAGUCUCUUCAAUUUCCAGCUAGCCUAUUUUGAGGAAACUUCCAUAAAUAAGUAAUUAUCCUUUAAAGCUAUAUCUAUUCUGCCACAACAAAACCUCGUUUUUGUUACAAUUGACGCUCGCCAACGUGGAGCCCGAUUUUCAGUAAGACAGUACCUUUCUUUAUUUUGUUGCUUAUUGUAAAUUUUUCUAGUAAGUAUCUUUCUGGUUCAUUGUUGUAUAUUUUGUAAUUAUAUAGAGAUAUUUUUUUUGAUUCCUUUUGUACGUUAUUUGGAAAAUACACCAGUGCACUUGUAUUGCUGUAUUGGUACUAUUUUAAUUUAUUUAAAAUAAUAAUUGUAAAUCGUGAGUAGGAUAAUAUUUGAACAGGUAUAUUGGUUGACAUUUCGGUCUGGUCGGUUUGGUGAUACCUGGAUAUUUAUUUUGAAAAAAUUUUGAAUGAUUUAUUUUUUUUUGAUAUCUAGGUACAUUACUACUUCUGAUUUAGGUGCAGCCACAAUAUACUACAGUUAGUUAAAUUUUUGCUUACCAUACCUAUAUAUAAUUUAUAAAGUUUUCAUUUUUUUUAUAUACAUUUUCGUUUAAACAGUUACUUAAAUUAUUUUAAAUAUCUACCCCAAAUAUAUAUCUCGGUUAUAUUUGGUUUGUCGGUUUAUUCGGUCGUUAGUUUAGCAGCUCGUCAGUUGAGCAGCUUGUUUAGUAGAUUGUCGGUUAAUUGGGUCGUUAGUUUAUUGGGUUGGGUUCGGUUUGUCGUUGUUGGGUUGGGCUUAUUGUUACUAAAUUUUUCCUACCACCAUGUGUACCUUUCAGCCAGAGCAUUUAUUAGUUAAGGAGGUAGAUUAUGAGUUGAGGAUAAGAGAAAUAGAGGUUGAAGAAUCCGCUAAAUGUGAUAAAAAACGCAGUCUAUUGCGUGGUGCUCUUAAACAAGAGCAAGGAAAUAGGAGUUUCCGUCAGAUUUCAGCUGCAGCUAUUCCUUUCCUGGAACAACAACAAGGAAUAAAUGAGACACUAGAGGAUCUUACGCAAAAGAUAAAUAAUUUUAGAGGGACUGUCCAUGAUAGCAUGUAUUCUAGAUACAUUUCACGUCUUGCUCAUAUCUCUGGUCGUGUCCACUUAUUAUGUUGCUCAGAUGAGGAGCAACAACUUUACAAACGCUCUAUGUCCAUCAGGAUUCUCAGUCUAGAAGGUGAACUCGAUUCUCGAGUAAAUCCUCUAGCCACGUCCACUCCUGUUUCUUCAGUUCAAGCCUCUAAUUCCUUGUUACAUCCCAAGCCUGUGCAGGUACAUAAGUGGGGAGUUUCGUUUUCUGGUGAAGGUCAUUAUGACCAAGUAAUUUCAUUUUUAGAUAGGGUAGAAUGUCUUCGUGUUUCGAGAGGUGUGAGUGAGGAAGAUCUUUUUUCGGCUUCUGCCGAAUUAUUUACAAGCCAUGCUUUUACGUGGUUUAUGAACAACCGUGGUAGCUUUACCACUUGGACUGAUUUGGCUCAGAAACUAAAAUCUGACUUUCUGCCGUACUCUUUCCAAACUGAUCUCUUAGACGAGAUCAAGAACCGCAAGCAGAAACCGGGAGAAUCAGUGACUAUGUUUAUUAACACCAUGUUGGGUAUGUGUAGUCGUUUAGAUACUCCUUUAACAGAUCAUGCAAAAAUAAAGAUAAUUUUAAAAUGUUUGUUACCCUUUUACCAUGCCCAAUUGGCACUGGUUGAUAUAGCCACUAUAGAAGACCUCACAGAAAAAUGUAAACGCUUAGAGGAAACUCUAUCUUGGUCUCUUAAUUCCCCUACCACUUCGCAAUUCAAUUCUGGUCCUGUUGGUUUUAAUUCUCAACCCUCAAGAAAUCGUUCUUGGCAAUCUAGACCCCAUACACCGAAUGUGUCUGUGACUACUUAUUCUUUGUCUUGCUGGAAUUGUCAGGUUGUUGGUCACACAUUUCGGGAUUGUACCAGACCCCAAACACGGAUUUUCUGUCACGGUUGUGGUAGAGAAAAUACGCUUAAACGUAACUGUUUUAAGUGUUCGGGAAACGAGCAUGCAGAGGCUCGUACCCUGAGCGUUCCUCAAACAGCAACCCCAUCAGGGAAUAUGACCGCAGCUGUAGACGAAGCUUCAGGUCCAAUACCCGCCAGCAGCUCAAACACACCCUCUCAGGAAGGAAGAAACACUUCCAACCGGAGACCAGCACGCCAACCGAAAUCAGGGAAAAAGUAAUUGUUAGUAACACUUCAGUUGACUCGUACGGUUCGCUUGAUCGUAGAUUAUCCCCUCCAGUAUUAAGCUGGAAUUUUAGUAAUAAGCAUAAUCAAGGCGAGGAAACAGUUCCAAAUUCUAUACCUGGUUGUACGUUUGUAAAUAAUAAUAAUAUGUCUAUGUUAAUACCAGAUAAUUUUGAAAAUAAAUCAGAUAUUUUGGAUUUUGAUAUAAAUUCGUUAUUAGUUAGGAAACAUAAUGAUAACCGACCUUAUCUUGAAAUUGAAAUUUUAGGACAAUCUUGUUUAGCUCUAUUAGAUAGUGGUUCUAACAUUUCUUUAAUAGGUUCGAAUUCGCUGAAAUUGUUAGAAAACACGGAUAUUAAUGUUAUGCCUAUUUCUUCUUUACAAGUCUCUACUGCAGAUGGUGCUAUCCAGUCAAUUACAGGUAAAUUUGACACAGAAA